UAUAACAACCACUUCACGACAGUCUCUCCACGACGGGAAAUGCGAUCGAUAUAGCCGUACUACUAGUUAGCGACGAUCGCUCACUAGUACAUCCGGAAUUGUGGGGAAGUGGGGUAGUGGGGUACAUUGCAGGCGGGUUGUGGGGACGCAGGAAGUUCCGACACGAGAUGAUGCGGUACCCCAUCUCGAUUUCCCGAGUCCUCUGUAGACCGAUUAUCGAUACCAGUACCCAGUCGGAGCAUCCAAAAAAUCAAGAUGGCGCUCGAAGACCUACUCCGCUACCUCCUUGCACUGCCGCGCGGCCCUCUCCUCCUCCUGCUGCCACUGCUCAUACCCAUCUACAAGCUUAUCCGCGCGCUCGCCGAUCCGCUGCGGACCGUGCCGGGGCCUACUGUGGCGCGCUUCACUAGACUGUGGAAGCUCCGGGCGUUCUACAGGGGCGACUUUGAAAAGACCAAUAUCGCGCUGCACCGGAAGUAUGGCAAGAUCGUGCGCAUCGCACCCGGAGAAUACAGUAUCGACGACCCAUCGGCAGCCAAAGUGAUCUACGGCCAUGGCAACAACUUCGUCAAGGCUCCGUGGUACUACGCGUGGGGCUCUGUCGAUCCUCACGCGGCCGACCUCUUCUCCGACCUCGACCCGGCACGGCACGCUAUCCAGCGUCGCAAGUACGCGAGCGCCUUCUCGAUGACCGCGCUGCUACAGAUGGAGCAGUAUGUGGACGGGUGCACGGAGCUACUGCGGCGGCGGUUCUCCGAGUUCGCGGCGUCGGGCGAGCGUGUGGAUGUCGCGCAUUGGCUGCAGUGCUAUGCGUUCGAUGUUGUUGGGGAGUUGACGGUGGGGAAGAGGUUUGGGUUUCUGGAUAGCGGCGAGGAUAUUUCCGGGAUCAUCGAGGCGAUCAACAGCUACCUGCGGUACGGCGCGCAUGUCGGCAUCUACCGGCGGCUGCACCCGCUGCUGAGCAGGGUCAAUCAGUUCCUGGCGAAGGGGAAGGAGGGCGGUUUUGCCUUCAUUGCCGUCUUCACGCAGAGGCAGAUCGACGAGCGGCUGUAUUCCGGGAAGGAGACGGGACGACAGGACUUUCUUACGCGGUUCCUCGGACUGCAGGCGCAGGACCCCGAGAAGUUUACCUGGGCCGAUGUGAUGGCGGGGUGUACCACGAACAUUGGUGCUGGGAGUGAUACCACGAGUAUCUCGCUGUCCUCGGUGGUGUACAAUCUCUGGCGCCAUCCUGAGUGCCUGAAGAAGUUGAGGGAGGAGCUGGAUGGAAAGGUUGACGGACCCGUGUCGUUCAGGGACGCCCAGGAGUUUCCGUAUCUGCAGGCCGUACUGAAAGAGGCGCUGAGGGUGCAUCCCGCGACUGGGCUGCCGCUCGUCAGGGUUGUGCCGAGGGGAGGCGCGAUGUUGGCUGGGCGAUUCUUCAAGGAAGGGACAGUCGUCGGCAUCAAUUCGUGGGUUGCACAUAAUAACAAGGUUUCCUUCGGUGCAGACGCCGACGGGUUCCGACCGGAGCGGUGGUUGGAGAGCAAGGAGAAGUCGAUGUUCAUGGACCGAAAUUUCUUCGCCUUCGGCAUGGGCUCUCGUACCUGCAUCGGAAAGCACAUCAGCCUGAUGGAGAUGUCGAAGGUGAUGCCCAUGAUUGUGCAGAAUUUUGAUUUCGAGUUUGAGGGGCCGUGGACGACGAAGAACCAUUGGUUCGUCGCUCAGAAGUUUCGGUGUAGAGUGCUACUGCGCCGUGCGCAGGAUCCAAGCGGAACGCUUCUAGGCUGAUUGUAUUGUUCCAUGAUCCAUAUGGUUGACGGUCAGGUGGUCUUUUCAUAGGUCAAUAUAUCCGUAACAAUUUAAGGAACCGAGCAGGAGCAAAGGGGGCGGCGAGGGGAGCGGCAAUGAGCGGCAGAGCGCUGGAGUCGCUGGGAUCACUCCACGAAACCGAGAAUGACAAGCAUGGAUCUACAUACUCGCAUUCCGUCCCUCCUUCCCUCCGAGUCAGACGGUAGCCGAACCGCGUGCUGAAACCGGGAAUAGUGUUUCGUUUCCGUCGUCCUCCAACUUCCCAGUGCGUUGUGAGACGCCACUUCCGGACAUGGGAAUGUACAUUCCCAUGAGAAUGAGGAGAUCCGUCCAGCUAGUAAAGGGCAAUGUUACUGGCGCCUGGCAAACAGGUACCGCGCCUAGAAAUUAAGACAUGGGUGACCGGUCAAG
Tricharina praecox is the source of this 2202-nucleotide messenger RNA. Its product is annotated as cytochrome P450 oxidoreductase. Gene Ontology annotation, molecular function: iron ion binding; heme binding; monooxygenase activity. The transcript has 5 exons. The record is from RefSeq and is a predicted model, not a curated record. The coding region runs from base 256 to 1770 and encodes 504 amino acids. Lineage: Eukaryota; Fungi; Ascomycota; Pezizomycetes; Pezizales; Pyronemataceae.